UGUUUCAUUUUCUGUAUUCUGUGGUAUAAACAUUGAAAAUCUAAUAAUACACCGUUAGGGAAAUCAGUUGCAGCUUGCACCUUGCAACUAAAUAUAAAGAAAAAAAAAAUAAAAUUUUUUAUUCUUAAUCAUAAAAAAAUUUUCGUUUCAAAUCUGUAACUGAAUCACGCAAUAUCCUUAGUCAUGGGGGUUCCUAAAUUCUUCAGAUAUAUAAGUGAAAGAUAUCCCUGUCUCAGUGAAUUCGUGAAAGAACAUCAGAUUCCUGAAUUCGACAACCUAUAUUUGGACAUGAAUGGUAUAAUUCACAACUGUUCGCAUCCUGACGAUGGGAAUGCUCACUUUCGAAUAACAGAGGAGAAAAUUUUUGAAGAUAUCUUUCACUACAUUGAGGCUCUUUUUCGCAUGAUCAAACCACUCAAAGUUUUCUUCAUGGCUAUCGAUGGGGUAGCUCCUAGGGCAAAAAUGAAUCAACAGAGGGGAAGGAGAUUCAGAUCUGCUAAAGAUGCACAAAAACUUGAAGAUGAGGCAAUAAAAAGAGGUGAAGUUUUGCCUCCAGAACCAAGUUUCGAUUCAAACUGUAUAACACCUGGAACUGAAUUCAUGGCAAGAUUGCACGAACAAUUGAAAUAUUUUGUCGUUAAGAAGAUUUCAGAAGAUCCAUUGUGGCAAAGAUGUAAAGUUAUAUAUUCUGGACAUGAGACUCCAGGCGAAGGUGAACAUAAAAUUAUGGAUUAUAUUAGAUACAUGAGAUCCCAACCAGGGUAUGAUCCCAACACAAGGCAUUGCUUAUAUGGAUUAGAUGCAGACUUAAUUAUGUUGGGUCUUUGUACUCAUGAUCCUCAUUUUUCUCUCCUCAGAGAAGAGGUGAAAUUUGGCAAAAAAGCCACUAAAAAAACAGCUACUCCUGAGGAAGUCAGAUUUGCUCUCUUGCAUUUAUCAUUGAUGAGAGAGUAUCUUGAAUUGGAAUUUGAUCCAUUGAAGAGAACUUUAAAAACAUUCAAAUUUGAUAUAGAAAAAAUUAUUGAUGACUGGGUACUAAUGGGAUUCUUGGUUGGGAAUGAUUUCAUACCUAAUUUACCAAACUUGCACAUUACUGAUGGAGCUUUACCAAUUUUAUACAAAGCAUACAUGGAAAUUCUACCUGAAUUGGAUGGAUAUAUCAAUGAAGCGGGCAUUUUGAACCUAGAAAGGUUUGAAAUAUUCAUGAAGAAGUUAGGUGAAAUCGAUGUGCAGAAUUUUGAAGAAGUGAAGGAAGAUUUGUUUUACUUCAGGCAAAAAACAGGACGUAAACUGCAGCCAUUUGCUAAAAAUAAUACAAAAUUGAAGCACAUGGAGUUCUGGAAGCCAGAAGGUAACGAAGAGGAUAUAAAUCCUGAUUUACUUGAACCAUUAGAAGGAGGGAACACUCCAAGAGAUUCUGGAUUGAGUGAUUUGAUAGCAAGAACUGAAGAAGAAUAUGUUGAUGAAGAGGACGAGGAAGAAGACAUAAUAUCCUCUGAUGAAAAUGAUGAGCUUGAGUUUGAAGACUACAAAAGAAGUUAUUACAUGAAUAAAUUGGAAUAUGAAAAAGUUACCCCAGAAGUUAUGAAAUCGCAAGCUGAAGGUUAUGUAAGGGCAAUUCAAUGGAAUCUCCACUACUAUUAUAAUGGAGUUUGCUCUUGGUCUUGGUAUUAUCCGCAUCAUUAUGCUCCUUAUAUUUCUGACAUAAAAAAUUUCAAAAAUCUGAAUUUGGAGUACGAUUUGGGUAAACCAUUCUUGCCUUAUGAACAGCUUCUAGCGGUGUUACCUGCUGCUAGCAAGAGACUCUUGCCAUCUUGCUUUCAAAACCUUAUGACCUCUGAAACUUCUCCAAUAAUAAGGUACUAUCCUGAAAAGUUCGAGACGGACCUGAAUGGAAAAAAGCAAGAAUGGGAAGCAGUAGUUCUCGUCCCAUUUAUAGACGAAAACAUUUUACUGGAAGCUAUGAGAUCUUGUAGCGACCAGCUUACUAGCACCGAGGCUGCAAGGAAUAGACACAGCCCAAUGUUGUGCUACACGUAUACCCAGGAGAAUCUCGGACAAUACGAUUCUCCCAUGUAUUUCCCAGAUAUUUCUAACAAUCACGCUAAAGUUCAACCAAUCACCAUCGACGAAAUCAAGGUGCCAAGGGAAAAAUUGGUGAAGGGGGCUUAUCCAGGUGUACUUAUGGAUGUCUAUUACCCAGGUUUUCCCACUUUCAAACAUCUCGAGCACCAGGGCCAACUGGAAAAAGCUCGAGUAAAUGUUUUUGGACAGGCCAGUCGUGGUGAAAAUAUGAUAAUAAGAAUAAUACCAUCUGAAAGAGUUCUUGAUGGGGAGCUUCCGGUCAAUUUAUUGAACAAGACAGUGUAUGUUGGGUAUCCACAUUUAACUGAAGCGAAGGUUGUUUCAAUCUCCAAUUCAAAACAAAAGUUAACCUAUGCUGGAGUGGAUAGGGAGCCGAUAGAAGAGGCUUCACCAAGCAUGUUCAAACGAGAAGUAUCUUGUGUUACAGAAUCAUACAAGGGCAGGUUUGGCAUUGAAUUUGGAAAAGUUUUAGUUUUAGUACAUGUCCGAAAAAUUGUGGGUCAAAAAUAUAUUUUUACCUCAAAUGGAAGGAUUUCAUUGGAAAAAAUAUUUUGUACUAAUGAAACUUUUUAUCCUUUACAACUGUUGGUUGAAAACAUUAACGUGUACUCCGUCCCACAUGAUCACUCUAUAACUUUCGAAAAAUUAUUUGCUGUGGGAAGCAUAUGCUUCACAUUGACAAACAAUGAAUUUUACGGAUGCAAAGCUAUUGUGGAGACAAGUAACAAUACCCCACAAGGUCAGGUGUGUGUUGCUGUGACGUUAUCUAAGGAGCCCGAUUUAACUCCAGCUUCCAACUUGGCCAAAAAUACAGAGUGCAGCUAUAGAUCUUUGUACUUUGCUUCAUGUCAGUCAUGCAUUCCAAAAAAUAUAUUCUCCCGUAUCACGGGAGGUUUUUAUGCUUCUGCCAGAACUAGGGAGGGUGGAUUGAAAACCGUCAAUUUAGGAUUAGACCUGAAAGUGCAGAAGAAAAACUUAGAAACACCUGGAUACACAAAGAGAAUAGAUGGAAUGUGGUAUUACACAGAUGCUGCAAUAGACGUAGUGCAAGAUUAUGCAGAUGCUUUCCCAGAAAUCUUCGAAUACAUGGAAAAGAAUGGGUUUCAGAAAAAUGAGACAACUUCAGCUGAGGAUAUAUUCCCAGAAGAUAGUGAUGAAAAAGUGAAGGCUGUUUUGACCUGGCUUAGAACUCAACCAUUUUAUAAUCAAAAAAAGAUACCAUGCAAUUCUCCUGUUCUGGAGAAGGUGGUAGUUGAAGAAGUAGAAAGAAUAGUCGAUACAUUUUCUUCCCCGACCCAACAGAAAACUCUACUCAACUGUAAACCUGAAUUGCUGUACAAGGAAGAACUGUCUUAUGGUAAUCUCCUUCCCGAUCCAAGUGUGACGGUUGAAUUAUUCGAUAGAAUAAUUUGUGUUAAGAACAAUCAUGUGGUUCCUCUAGGAAUGAAAGGCACAGUUAUAGGCAUUUGUAGGCCAUCCUCGGAUUCCACUGAAUUCAUGUAUGAUAUUCUGUUUGAUAGUGAAUUCGAAGGAGGUCUUGAAAUAAAUUGUUCUAAAGGUCGGGGAUACAGAUUACCCCUCAAUGCUUUCAUAGACAUAUCUCAUGGGGCUAGAUUGUUUAAGUCACAUAUGAAAAAACCAGUUGUAGGACCUAGAGGAGCCCCAAACAAAACAACCAAGAACGAAAAUUAUAAGCUCAAGAAUAAAAAUACGGGUGAUGAAAAUUCCCAAAAUUCCGCUUUUGCAAAAUUCAGUACAAGCCCCCAAACUUCCAAAGAUUACCAUGCAGUGCCUCCUUUUAUGCCAAAUGGGGAGGCUAUUUACAAACCACAUGGUUCUUACAAUAAACAAAAUAACAACAGUUUACAACAAUCCAAGUCGACCUAUGGUUUUGGUCAUGAAGAAAGGGCAUAUUCUGGAGCCCCUAAUAAAUUCAAUAAACAAAAAGGACAAGAAAACUGGAGAACUGAGUCAUCCGAGCAAACUGAACCAAAUUAUAAAAUUUAUAAGAAGGAAUCAAAUCAAACAGUUGUCCUUCCGAAUUUAAAAUCGCCCCAUCCAAAUAAGAACGUACCAAGCGAUAAGAAAUUUGAAAUGCAAAUGAGACCUGAUUUUAUGCCCGCUUUCAAAAAAACUACCACAGAGGAUCCAAUUGAAGAAACCACAGACGCUCUGAAAAAACUUCUCAGAAUUGGUUCAGAUAAUGACAAUCAGAAAAGCAUUGCUGAAAAUAUUUCUCCAUCUAAACCAAAUCUUACCCAUUCUGAACAAAAGGCAAGCAGUCUUCCAAAUCCAACUUUGCUUCCAUCUGUUCAGUUACUUUCAUACUACCAGUCCAAAGGUCUUGGUUUGCCCAGAUAUCAGUAUUUUUCAAGUAAUUCAGGCAUACAAGCUGUAAUCAAACUUCCGAAUCGUCAAAAUAUAAUAGGUCCAUAUUCUGAUUCAAAGAUAGGAGCCAGUGAAUUGGUCGCCGAGAAAGCUCUGAAAGUACUCUGCUCAAACAAUGAUCAAACGAGUAACAGCGAAGCGGUACCUCAAAGUUUUCCAACACCUCCUAAGCAGUGGUGGAGUCCAGAAAAAGUCAACGACAAAAGUGCACAUAAAAAGUUUAAAAUUCCGCCCAAAACUUCCACUGCUAAUAAGAAUUGGAAAGACUUCAUACCGCUACAAGUUGUAAAGAAAGAAAAAGCGAACUCAAGUUGUAAUUCCAAUCAGACAAUGAAAAUUUCGAGGGGUGAUAUUGGAAGUAACUUCUCUACCCAAAAUCAGAAACCUGAAAAUUCGUCAGAUGAGGUUAUUCAAACUAAUACUAAGAAGGAGCAGAAGCCAAGAAAGCAAAGGAAAAUGAGAAUUGCAGCUAAUUUCGGAACACAAUCAUAAAUGUACAUACUUGUUUUGAUUGGGGAAAAAGAAUUUAUUUCAGAAAAGUCUUGCAACAUCUCUGGUCCAAAUUUAAUAUUUUUUAUUUCGGUAGACAUUGCAGAAGUUUUAUAGUUCAUGAUUAAUUUUCAGCCAAAAAUAUAUAAUUUCCCUAUUUUUGGUAAAAAAAAACAAAUUGAAAUAUCUCAUAGUAUGUAUAUCAGACAGAAAAUGUAAAUAACCCAAUGAGUUUUUGUGAAUUUAAUUCUUUAUGUAAAAAUUUUCUGAAUAAAAUCUAUAGUUUUUGUAUUAGUAA
Coccinella septempunctata (seven-spotted ladybird) is the source of this 5260-nucleotide messenger RNA. RefSeq names its product 5'-3' exoribonuclease 1 (gene pcm). Lineage: Eukaryota; Metazoa; Arthropoda; Insecta; Coleoptera; Coccinellidae. Gene Ontology annotation, cellular component: nucleus. The coding region runs from base 184 to 4965 and encodes 1593 amino acids. Gene Ontology annotation, biological process: rRNA catabolic process; nuclear-transcribed mRNA catabolic process. The transcript has 23 exons. Gene Ontology annotation, molecular function: 5'-3' RNA exonuclease activity; RNA binding. The record is from RefSeq and is a predicted model, not a curated record.